Messenger RNA from Neocloeon triangulifer, 1070 nucleotides. RefSeq lists its product as uncharacterized. Gene Ontology annotation, biological process: biological process involved in interspecies interaction between organisms. The transcript is spliced from 9 exons. Lineage: Eukaryota; Metazoa; Arthropoda; Insecta; Ephemeroptera; Baetidae. Gene Ontology annotation, molecular function: carbohydrate binding. Gene Ontology annotation, cellular component: external side of plasma membrane. The record is from RefSeq and is a predicted model, not a curated record. Bases 111 to 968 code for a protein of 285 amino acids.
UACGCGCAGUUACGGCGAGGGGUUUGCUCGGGAAUAAAAUAGGCACCCCUGGUCCGCGCGGGCCUUAGAGUCAAAUUGUCUCCCGGCCUGGUACCUUGAGCUGUUGGGCUAUGUUCCCUAUCUCCUGCUUUGCUCUGGUGAUGACGCGCGGAUUCUUGCUGCUCUUUCUCGUCGCGGUUCAAGCCGCCGCGGAUCCCGUGAAAUUUGAGAAACGCGAAUUGGUCAUGGACUGGGAUAUUCUAAAGCAGCUGACUGCGCUGACCGUUGUCAUAAAAGAGUUGGUCGACGAGGCCAAAAGGACCCAGUUUCAAAUGUUGCUGUUGAGAGAGUCGGUCAGAGCCGUUUCUGAAAAUGAACAUGCGUCGGACGAGUUUGAGUUGCUGCUGCAGCAAAUUUUGGAUUCAACCACGAAUUACAAAAAAUCGAAAGAACCUUACGAGGAAAUGCUCCCUGAGGUGAUUGAAGGAAGCAACCUGCUGCGAAAAGGUUUAAGUGCGGCGAUUAAAAAGCUGGACGAUUUUAAAAAUGAGUUCCAACAUAAAAAGUGCGAUAUUGCCCGAUCUUCAAUUUUCAAUGUUCUGUCCAACGGCAAAAAGUACAUAUUUUCAUUUCCCGUCAAAGUUACUUGGAGUGUGGCUAAUAAAAGUUGUGACGUCAUGGGACUUCACUUGGCCACCUUGAGAAACCAAAACGACUUGGACGCGGUUUACGACAAAAUAAGGGAAACAUAUGGCAAACGUCUUCAGUGGUGGGUGUCAGGAUAUAACUUUGCAGGAGAUGGGAAUUUUGACUUCCGUUGGCACGACGGAACUUAUUUGGACGAAAAUAGCGACUUGUGGAUGAUGGACACCAAGAAAAAAGGCAACUGUGUCGAUCUUUGGACUGGAAAUGACGUUAAUAAAUUAUACGCAGGCAUUUGUCACCAGCCAAGAUACUUCAUCUGCGAGUUGCCAACGUAUUGCUAUUAACAGGCUCAGCUCAAAAUGAAUUUAAGCAACUUUUACUUUGACUUACUUUUGAAUAAAUUUAAUUUUUAUGCCAUACAUGAAAAUAAAAAUUCACAGAUGAGA